Saccharomyces eubayanus is the source of this 2025-nucleotide messenger RNA. It is a transcript of the gene EMP70, whose product is annotated as Emp70p. Gene Ontology annotation, biological process: protein localization to membrane; vacuolar transport. The record is from RefSeq and is a predicted model, not a curated record. The coding region runs from base 1 to 2025 and encodes 674 amino acids. NCBI's taxonomy places the organism in Eukaryota, Fungi, Ascomycota, Saccharomycetes, Saccharomycetales, Saccharomycetaceae. The transcript has a single exon. Gene Ontology annotation, cellular component: fungal-type vacuole membrane; endosome.
AUGGCAUACAUACAGCUUUUUUUGCUGUGUUUUAUUGUUUCUGUAACCAGGGCAUUUUACUUGCCAGGUGUGGCGCCCACUACUUAUAGGGAGAAUGAUGAGAUUCCAUUACUCGUUAAUCAUCUAACCCCAUCCAUGUCCUACCAACACCAAGAUGAAGAUGGUAAUAAUAUUCCCGGAGAUAAGGAACACUUCCUAUACUCUUAUGACUAUUACUACGACAAAUUUCAUUUUUGCAAGCCCGAACACGUCGAAAAGCAACCUGAAUCCUUGGGUUCCAUUAUAUUUGGUGAUAGAAUAUAUAAUUCACCAUUCGAAUUGAACAUGUUACAAGAAAAAGAGUGUGUUUCCUUAUGUAAAAAGAUUAUUCCUGGGAACGAUGCCAAAUUUAUCAACAAGUUAAUCAAGAACGGAUUUUCCCAAAAUUGGCUUAUUGAUGGUUUACCUGCUGCUAGAAAAGUCCAUGAUGGAAGAACUAAGACAGAUUUUUAUGGCGCUGGCUUCGGACUUGGUUUCGUUGAUGUAACACAAGUGGUAAAUGGUGACACUGAACAAACACAAACGGGCAGUGGUGAGACUGAACUGGAAAAGCCAAAAACCACCAAUGAAGGUAUAGAAUUGGAUGCCCGUGAUCAAGGUCACAACAUGGUGCAAACUCGUGAGUUUUCAUACUUUGCUAAUCAUUUCGAUAUUAAAAUCGAAUACCAUGACCGUGGUGAAGGUAACUAUCGUGUAGUCGGUGUCAUCGUUAAUCCAGUGUCUAUAAAAAGAUCCUCCCCAGGUACUUGUGAAACAAAUGGCUCCUUAUUAGAACUGAAUGAAGAAAAUGAUAAUGAAGUUUAUUUUACCUAUUCGGUUAAAUUCGAGGAAUCCGCCACUUCAUGGGCUACCAGAUGGGACAAAUAUUUACACGUUUAUGAUCCUUCUAUCCAAUGGUUCUCCUUAAUUAACUUCUCUUUGGUCGUUGUGCUAUUAUCAUCCGUCGUUAUCCACUCACUACUGCGUGCUUUGAAAAGUGAUUUCGCUCGGUACAACGAGUUAAACCUAGACGAUGACUUCCAAGAAGAUUCAGGCUGGAAAUUAAACCACGGUGAUGUUUUCCGUUCACCAAGCCAGUCACUAAUGCUCUCCAUUUUGGUUGGUUCAGGUGUUCAAUUAUUUUUGAUGGUCACUUGUAGUAUUUUUUUUGCUGCAUUAGGUUUCCUAUCACCUAGCUCUAGAGGCUCGUUAGCCACGGUUAUGUUCAUUCUAUAUGCCUUAUUUGGAUUUGUUGGUUCUUACACAUCCAUGGGUAUCUACAAAUUUUUCGAUGGUCCAUACUGGAAGGCAAAUGUGAUCAUGACCCCGCUUUUAAUUCCUGGAGCUAUUCUACUAGUAAUCAUUGCACUGAACUUUUUCUUAAUGUUUGUCCAUUCUUCUGGUGUUAUUCCAGCAAGUACUUUGUUUUUUAUGGUAUUCUUAUGGUUUUUAUUCUCCAUUCCGUUAUCAUUUGCUGGUUCUCUGGUUGCCAGAAAGAGAUGUCACUGGGAUGAGCAUCCAACGAAAACGAACCAAAUUGCAAGACAAAUCCCCUUCCAACCUUGGUAUCUGAAAACUCUACCGGCUACUUUAAUUGCUGGUAUUUUCCCCUUCGGUUCUAUUGCCGUUGAAUUGUAUUUUAUUUACACAAGUUUGUGGUUCAAUAAGAUUUUCUACAUGUUCGGGUUUCUAUUUUUUUCAUUCCUUUUAUUGACGUUGACAACCUCUUUGGUCACUGUAAUGAUCACUUAUCAUUCGUUAUGCCUCGAAAACUGGAAGUGGCAAUGGAGGGGAUUUAUCGUCGGAGGUGUCGGUUGCGCUCUGUAUGUAUUUAUCCAUUCCAUUCUAUUCACUAAAUUUAAGUUAGGUGGAUUCGUUACCAUUGUUUUGUACUUGGGAUAUUCUUCUAUUAUUUCAUUGCUAUGUUGUUUAGUGACUGGAUCAAUUGGUUUCAUUAGCAGCAUGUUCUUUAUCAGAAAGAUUUACUCAUCUAUCAAAGUUGAUUAA